GUGCCAUACCACAAAGAUAAGAAAACUGAAUUUCGUAACUGACAAUUAUUUUUAAGUCAGUGAACUAAUAGUUUCAUCCACCAUAUUGUGAUAACGCUACGAUCUGACACCAUGACGACUCGUGUUUUUCUUGUGUGCUUGGCAAUUUUUGCUGGAGCGGUACAAUGUCAAGUUCCCACUAAGGAUCCCUAUUCGGAAUUUAUCUGUCAUCGUUUGGAGAACGAAGUUUGCACCAGCCACAAAGUUGAUGAAAGAUGUGGAAGCGAUAAUGUCACGUACAGAAAUGGGUGCGAGCUAGGCAAAGCAUACUGUGCCAAUGACCACAUCCAUCAGGCACACAAAGGUCCAUGUACAAAUGAUCCGCAUGCUACCAGAAGUACAGAGGAAGUUAAACAUGCCAGUGAAAUUAUGCACGAGUUCGAAUGCAUUUAUCUGAGUCAUCGUUCCUGCGAACCAGCUGUAAACGAGAAAGUGUGUGGCACAGACGGAUAUACGUACCCGUCAUUUUGUGAAUACCAGAAAGCGAAGUGCACACACAUGGACCUUCACGUUGCAAAGAUUGGGGACUGCACUACUAACAAAUUUUACUAUCCCACUAUAUACGCAUGUUGUACCAUACUAAUUAUAUCGUAUAUUUGUAUCCAUAAUGGAGAGACUGCCAGGAAUUCAAGGGUAUGGAUAAAUAAACACACGAGUAUAAAAAGAAGCCGUUUAACAUCAGUGGGCAAACAUUGGAUAACAUCCGGGUUGUCGGUCGUGAAGAAUAUACAGUGA
Messenger RNA from Mercenaria mercenaria, 774 nucleotides. RefSeq names its product agrin-like. Gene Ontology annotation, molecular function: protein binding. The record is from RefSeq and is a predicted model, not a curated record. The transcript is spliced from 6 exons. NCBI's taxonomy places the organism in Eukaryota, Metazoa, Mollusca, Bivalvia, Venerida, Veneridae. The coding region runs from base 112 to 774 and encodes 220 amino acids.